Molecule: messenger RNA, 914 nt
Organism: Oryza sativa Japonica Group (Japanese rice)
Lineage: Eukaryota; Viridiplantae; Streptophyta; Magnoliopsida; Poales; Poaceae
Source: RefSeq, a predicted model, not a curated record
UUGCUGAAUUAGUCGCAUCCUGUGGAGUGUUCGUCCAGCAUCCAAGGGAAUGAUCGGCUGCUAGCGAUAGUCAAACCACGAUCCAAUUACGUCUCUCUCAUUUCCAAAUGAGGCACGCUCGAUCGUGCAUUCAUGUGCCCGUACACCUGCGUGCGUGUAUAUAUAUACACGCACAAGAACUGAAGAACACAACAAAAAAGGCACUGCAAAUCUUGUUCAGAUAACAGCAAGUAUAUAUUCAGAUUGUUCAUAGUUCAUUUAUUGUUCAUAAUUCAGAUAACAGCAAGUAUAUAUAUACAGAUACAGAUAGUUCAUAGUCGAUUGAUCGAUCGACCAUGAGGCAUGUUACUUUCUUCGCGGCGGUUCUUGUUGCCAUCUUCCUCACCUCCGGUGGCGGGAGGAUGAGCAGCACGGCGGCGCGGCCGACGGCGGUGGGCGGCGCCGGCGCGCCGCCGGCCGCCGUGGCGGUGGAGCUGGCCGGCACCGGCACCGGCACCAACGCGUCGUCGCAGCCGUCGAACUGCACCUACGGCAACAACGUCGGCGGCCAGUGCCCUCCCACUCCCGGCGCUGGCCAUUAGCAAGAGCAGUGCACGUCGCUGCCAUCAAAUCGUGCAGCUGAGCUGCGUAAUUACGAUUAGAUAUUGUAUUAAUCUUGUGAAUUUUUUUUUCAUCCGAUCAUGUAGUAUUAAUCUUUCCUGUAGCUUGAAGGUGAUUGCAUGAUCAAUUGAGUCUGUAAUUCUGUUGGUUUGGUUGUAUUUUUUUUUAACUUUUUUAGGUAAAAAGUCGGGUGAAUUGAUCACCUGUUUAAUAUACUGUAAUUAUCUGUUGCAUGGUUAAACAGCAGUAAUUGCUUCGUGCAAGUUCAUUUCGCCGGUUUGGAUUAAAUGAUUAAUUACUUCGACCAAGAUCAA